Messenger RNA from Melitaea cinxia (Glanville fritillary), 1893 nucleotides. It is a transcript of the gene Gata-beta, whose product is annotated as transcription factor BCFI-like. The record is from RefSeq and is a predicted model, not a curated record. Gene Ontology annotation, molecular function: DNA-binding transcription factor activity, RNA polymerase II-specific; zinc ion binding; RNA polymerase II cis-regulatory region sequence-specific DNA binding. The transcript is spliced from 9 exons. The coding region runs from base 1 to 1635 and encodes 544 amino acids. Gene Ontology annotation, biological process: cell fate commitment; positive regulation of transcription by RNA polymerase II; negative regulation of transcription by RNA polymerase II. Lineage: Eukaryota; Metazoa; Arthropoda; Insecta; Lepidoptera; Nymphalidae.
AUGUUGCACGAGACGUGGACCUCCUGGCCGCGCGCCGAGACCUUCGAGAUCGAAGCCUUCAUCGCCGAAGUCAAUAACAACUAUUUGAAAGAGGGCGAGGCGGAGUGCGGCGCGGGCGACGCGGACAGCCCGCCCCCCCUCGCGUACGGCUACGCCCCCGGCGGCCUGUCGCCGUCCCACUCGCGCAGCUACCAGGAGCUGCGGCCGGCGCCACACUCGCGCGACAUGCAGACGUACGCGCACCUCGAGGAGGCGCUGUUCAAGCCGGCGGCGCUGGCGGGCUCCACAGACGGCGCCUACCUGCGCGGGCGCAGCCCCGAGCUCAGCCCGUCGCCGGAGCGCCGCGACGACUACCGCGCGCUGCACUACGAGCCCUACGCGCCCGCGCAGCCGCCGCCCUACACGCACGACCACCACCACCACAUCGACGGCGGAGGCGGAGGCGCGGUAUAUUCGCGCUGCGCCUACCCGAGCGCCGGUUCGCCGUACUUCAGCAACGGAGCCGAGCUGGCGCAGCCGCAGAUCUGGACCUCCGCCGCAGGGGGUUCUCCUAGCUACGGCACCGCCAGCGGCGCCGGCUCGGUGCUGAGCGAGGAGUACGAGGCGGGCGAGGGCGAGGGCGGCCCGGGAGCGGGCGGAGGCGGGGGCGGAGGCGCGCUGCCCGCCUUCAGCGCCCGCUUCGGCGGCGCCUUCGCCAGCGCCACCUCGCGGCCCUCCACCGUGUACGGCAGCCCCUCGCUCGCCACCAACGCAUACGCACAACCCGACGUAUGGAGCCUGGACGGCAGCCGCCGGCCGCAGCUGUCCGCCGCCGCCAGUCUGUCAGCGAUCGAGACGGCGGAGUUUUUCACGGAGGGUCGCGAGUGCGUGAACUGCGGCGCCAUCCACACGCCGCUGUGGCGCCGCGACGGCACCGGGCACUACCUGUGCAACGCGUGCGGCCUGUACACCAAGAUGAACGGCAUGAACCGGCCGCUGAAGCAGCCCCGGCGGCUGGUACGUCAGCGGCACGCGGCGCACGCGCUGGCGCCCGCCCCCGACAUGGGCACGAAGCGGCCGGGCAUGGCGUGCACCAACUGCCACACCACCACCACGUCGCUGUGGCGCCGCAACGCGCAGGGCGAGACCGUCUGCAACGCGUGCGGCCUCUACUACAAGCUGCACAACAUCAACCGCCCGCUCGCCAUGAAGAAGGACUCCAUACAGACUAGAAAGCGGAAACCGAAGAACAGUAUGAAAGCAGAGAGGAGUAUCAGCAAAGGCCUCAUGAACGCGGCGCACGCGGCGCACGCCGCGCACAAUACGCACUCGGUCGCGUCCGCCGUGAAGAUCGAGAACCUUCUCGAAGGAGGCUCGGGUGUCGGAGGUGCGAACGGCGCGGGUUCGGGAGCGCGCUCGCCGCUCACGCUCGGUUUCUACGUGCAGCAGCACGCGACCGUGAAGCUGGAGGAGCCCCCGCCGGCGCACGCGCACCACGCGCACCAAGCCCACCAGGCGCACCAAACACACCAGGCGCACCAGCCGCACCAGGCGCACCACGCGCACCACUCGCAGCCCUUCUACGAGGACGAGUACCGGCGCGCCGAGCCGCAGGAGCGCCUCGAGCGCGCCACCGUCGUGUCGCUGGGCAGCUGAGCGCCGCGCCCGGCGCGCUAGCGAUAAGAAUCUCAGUCGUUUAAGUUUAGCUAAUCGUAGAGUAGCGGACGAGAGCCGCAGUCCUCGCUAGGUGACCAAAUAGAGGCGACGCGGCGCCUCCUGUACAUACCGCGCCCGACGCGCCUCGCGCCGAUGAACUUGUGGUCUGUCCUAUUUCUUACUAGUUUUACGAUGUCGUAAAAAUCUUUUCUAUUAACUUUUCGUCGGCGGUGCCCGAGCACUAGCAUUUAUAGAAAA